Molecule: messenger RNA, 1607 nt
Organism: Megalopta genalis
Lineage: Eukaryota; Metazoa; Arthropoda; Insecta; Hymenoptera; Halictidae
Product: Dpt-YFP repressor by overexpression
Source: RefSeq, a predicted model, not a curated record
UGUUGGGGGUUGUGCUGCGGCAUGGCUCCUGUCGCCGGUCUCCAGGUUAGCGACGAGGGUAUACAUCGGCGGCGUUUAAAUGAAUGGGAAACGUCGCGGGUCGGACAGCAUCGUUGCCGGAAUCGCGGUGCAACACACGAACCACUUGCCGCGUGUUGUCUCUCGUUGUCACACGGCGAAAACGUAAUCGGUUGGAUCCGCGAGGAGGGCCAAUUUCGUGCAAGAAACCCUUAUGCACCCGAUCGCAAGCAGCGCCCUCCCGCCAUUCAGCCGAGCGGUUGUGUACAAAUAGACGGCCGUGGCUCCACCUCGCGGCCCACCGACGGAAACGCUCGCGGUAGUUAUGUUCCCGAGAGUCGAGAGGAUCGAUAUCCAUUUGAUACCGUGUCAUGGAACCGUAGUGUCGGACUUAAAUGUCACAGAGAAUACGCAGCUCUUCUGAAUGGAACUCAAAGCUGAUUCAUUUCGAACAGUACACACAGAUAUCAUGUGCAAAGCCGUUCAAGCAGCAGAAUGCGGCUUGCAUGGUAACGGUAACAAAUGUGAACACAGCUUUACCGCAUACCGUUACUUGUUGCGAACCGCUUCGAAAGGAAGUAACGCGUUACCUGAGCGGCAGUUUAGUUGUGGUAGCCAGCGAGGUACACGUCCGUUCUCAGUGUUACAUAAUGGAAUGGAACAAUGAAGGUGCUAUGAAAUUAAUAGAUGCAUAUAAAAAGAGAGAUAUUAUUUGGGAUCCCAAGCAUUACCAACACUUUAAUAAAUACAAGAAGUUCGACGCCUGGAAAGAAAUUUCCCAAGAGGUCGGAAGAUCGGUGGACGAAUGUAGAAGAAAAAUGGAACGUUUGUUGUCGUCGUUCAGAAGGGAGAACAUGAAGAUCAGAAAGAGUAUCGGCACCGGUAAAGGGUCGAACGAGAUAUACAGAAGUACUUGGUUCGCCUACGACAGUUUGAAAUUCAUAUUGGAUAAGAACAAACCGCGGGACGCAAUGGAAACUAUUCAAAUCGAGGAUACGAUUGUAAGAGAGAAUACAGAAUUCCCGGAAGAGAUGGAAGCUUUUCAGUCUCAGUCGCACAGAAACCCGAGAAAGAAACGGAUGAAACAAGAAGAAGAUCACCGGUUGGACACAGCUUUCAAUUUAUUGGCCACCUGCGCAACGAAUUCGUUACCGAACGACGAUCCGCAACAUUUUGGAAAUCUAGUUGCCUCUAAAUUGAGAAAGUUCCCGGAAUCUACACAGUGCGCGAUUCAAAACGCGAUCAUGGGUGUGUUUCUUAAUGCCGUUCGGGGUGGUUUCGAUCAGAUGCCGGUUAAUCAUUCUAUAAACGCUAAUUCGACUCCUACUUGCAAUAUUAGACAAAGUAUGUACGAUCCGCAUACAAAUACAACCGUAACUGCGAAUUCGAUGUACAAUUAUCCAUCACCUACAUCUAUAACGCAAAGUAUCAUUUCUACGUCUCAACUAUCAUCUACCCCUUCUACUUCUAAUGACAUGGUCUCUUCCGAGAAUGAUGAUAAAGCUAAAUUAGAACAAUUUGCAGACAAAAUUGUAUAAAUCCAAGACGUUAAAAUGAAUAAAAACAAUUGUAUUUCUCUACAAACUUUA